Messenger RNA from Helianthus annuus (common sunflower), 3250 nucleotides. RefSeq lists its product as uncharacterized. The transcript has 11 exons. The coding region runs from base 90 to 3089 and encodes 999 amino acids. The record is from RefSeq and is a predicted model, not a curated record. NCBI's taxonomy places the organism in Eukaryota, Viridiplantae, Streptophyta, Magnoliopsida, Asterales, Asteraceae.
UAUAAAUAAAACAACCCCUUCAAACUCCAACGGUCUCCCAUCAAAUUCCCAUUCUGUUAACACCGCAGUGUAACUGAAAUCAAAGUGAAAUGAGCGAUUCAAUCUUAGCAUUCGAAGAUGAGAUUCAAAAAUUGGCGAUGAAACCUUUCAGAAAAUUACAAGAUUCAUGCAUUGAGUUUUCAGGGAGAAAGUUUCUUAUCAACCUUAAGAAGAAGAAGAAGCGUGAGAAACAAAUCGAAAUGUUGAAAGAUAACACUGUGCAAUGUGAUUCAAAAAGAGCGAAGCGACAAUGUGAACAACAUGAUUCAGAUGAUGAUUUUGAAACUCCCAUGCCAAAAGGAAUUAGUGUUAACAAAAAAGAGGACCAGCCACAUAAACAACUCUCUUCAUCUUGUCAGAUUGUAACAAAAAGUAAACAGUCAUCAGCCAAAACAAAGAAAAGGAAGGAGCCAGUGAAUGACAAUGGGUCAGAUGAUGAUUUUGAAUCACCUAAGAAAGAUAAUGAUAUCCAAUCACCUAAGAAACGAUGUAAAAACGGGAAAAGAAAGGUGAACAAUGACAGACCACAUGUUUACAAGGAUAUCACAACCACUAGAAUUAGAACAAGGAGCUGCCCAGCAAACUUUUGUGAAAUGGUUCAAUCUUUAAAUGUUGCACAAUUGGCAGUUGUUGAAGAAAUAGGGUUCUCAAGUGUUCUUCAAUUAGACGUGCACAUGGUUCCUACAUGUUUGGGGUAUUGGCUUGUAACUAACUAUGAUGUUGAAAGCAAUAACUUAGAUAUAGGAACCCGCAAAAUAGAAAUAACACGUGAGUUAGUCCGAGAUGUACUUGGCAUACCUAUGGGAGAUAAACAAGUAGUUGAAAUGGGUAAACCGAGUUAUAGUGACCCUGUUAUAGCCGAGUUUAGAAAUCAAUACGGGGCUAGAUCAAAGCUAAAAAAGGUAAAAGAAGUCAUUGAGACAAUCAAAGCAUCAGAUGAGAGUGGAAGAAUAUUCAAGCUGAACUUCUUAGUAGUUUUUAACACAAUAAUGGGUGAAACUACAAAAGGGUCAACGGUGUUAAUGAGGUUUCUACCCUCUGUAACAACAGAUGUUGACAUUAAAGAUUUGGAUUGGUGUAGCUACAUUGUCACUUUAUUGAAAAAUACUAAGGCAGGAUGGAGUGGUUUGGAACAUUUUAAUGGCCCAUUGACAUUCUUGGCGUUAGUGUAUGCUCAUGAGAAAGGAAAAUCCUUGAUGACAACUAUACCAGCGAUACAACACUAUGGGACGGUUUCACUUAUGUACCUUGAAGAUGACUUGUUCGCUAACACUUAUACUUUCCUUAGUCACUUGGAAGAGGCUAUUAGAUUAAAAGAUGAAGAAAAUGUGAUCGACAAAGAGGGCGUCAAGAACAAUGAAAAAGAAGGUUGUGGCACUACUAUUACAGAAAAUGAAGGUAGUUCAUCAUAUGAACCAUAUGAUUUGGUAUCAUCACCUACGAACCCUACCAAUGAGAAUGAGUUAAGAAUUUUAAUUGAGAAGAAGGUAGGACAAAUUGAUAAACUGAUGACAGAAGUUGAGGGUCUCAUGACAGAAGUUGAGGGUCUGAUAACGAGGGGGAUAGAUAAAUAUCCAAAUGAUGAUGGGAUAAAACAAGUAGCAGUCGAAUGGGAGAUAAACUUACAGAAAUACAGAGACAAGAAAAGGGAUGUUUCUGGCAACAAGGUUCAAAACGUUACAGAAAUAAACAACCAGGCGGGAAUGUCGUUGAGUGAAUCAACAGAAGAGGAGAUUGGUUUUUUAACAAUGGAACAACUAGAAAAAGAUGCCUUUAUGAAGAUCGCUAUUUUAGAGAGAAAACAAACUAACCAAGCAAAACCAUCUGACAAGCCGAGUUUUGACUUCAUGUCACAACUUACCCCACUAGAUGAAGCCGACUAUACCAACACACCUACAAGAGAUGGCACCGCAAAGCAUAAUGAUGAUGUGAAUGUUGCAAGGCUAUUGAAAAAAAUGCCAAUUUUGCGUACUGAUGACGGUUUCGAUGAACAAGAAGUGGUGAUGGAAACACCACCAAAUCAAAUAUUGGCACCAUUACCUAUAAGUGUUGUGAAACAAAUAUCAAAGAUAAAAGAAACUCGUCCUACACGUAACAAAACUUUGCCUGCUAUCUUGCGUUCACCAUUUACUCGAAAGAAGGUCAGUUUGGCAACAAGAUGGUCAAAGGCCGAAAUUAACAUAUCAGAAACCAUAUUCGCUGCCAACAAAGAUGUUUGGAAUACUGUGUUUGAAACGAAACAUGGGAUAAUUGUGCCAAGGGUAUCGCUCGAGACAAUGUAUCCAGGGCUGAUGGUUCACAUAAGUGUGUUAGAUUGUUGGUCUGCAGUGCUCAACAGUGAGGACAAAUUCCGUAACAAAAAAGACCCAAAAAGGAUGUUUUGUUACUGUAAUAUGCUGGGCGAUAAAGAUUUUGAUAUAACAGUCAAUGAGGAAGAAAGAAUCAAGACUUUCAAUACUAACAUGGAUAGAAUUUUGCGGGACACUGAGAAAAAAACCAUUAUUGGUUUUGACCUACUGUUUAUCCCAAUAUUGUAUUCCAAGCACUACUAUGUCAUUUGUUUCAAUCUGACACAGCCACAAGUUCAUGUCAUUGACAAUCUAGCUUCUAAAGCUGAUUUUGAUGCAAAGUAUGGUCAACGACCACAAAUCAUGCAAAAAACAUUGUGCAGCUACUUGGAAAUAGUCGGCCAUCCACUUGCAUCAGAGUUGAAAAUGUGUAAACCAGUACGUUUAGAAAUGCCGUGGAGGACCCAUUACAAUUCUGUGGAUUGUGGUAUUUUUGUAAUGCGUCAUAUGGAGACGUACAAAUGCACCCCAAUCAAGGUCUGGUUAUGUGGACUAUUAAAAGAAGUAGAAGGUCAAAGGGGCCAACUAAAUGAUCUUAGGGUGAAGUAUCUUGUAAAAAUACUCAUGUCAGAUAUUAACAUACAAAAGGAUGCUAUUGUGGCCGAGGUUCGUCAGUUUGCAAAGGUACGUGAUGAGGAGAAGGAAGCACUGAAGAAAAGCCGAUUUGAAAGGAUAAAAGAAAGGGUAGAAAGUGCUAUAUAGUUUCGAACAUGGUUGUUAUUGUGCAUGUUAUUGUGUUGGUUCAAAACUUGAUCACUAUGACUUAACACACUCUAGAAGUUUGUGUUGUUGUUUACUUUCGAUGCAUUAUAUGGUGAAUAAAAUGAACAUGCAAGCAAUCCAAUGGUUAAACAAAUGCAGUA